Messenger RNA from Candidozyma haemuli, 1587 nucleotides. RefSeq lists its product as uncharacterized. Bases 1 to 1587 code for a protein of 528 amino acids. The transcript has a single exon. Gene Ontology annotation, molecular function: triacylglycerol lipase activity. The record is from RefSeq and is a predicted model, not a curated record. Gene Ontology annotation, biological process: lipid catabolic process. NCBI's taxonomy places the organism in Eukaryota, Fungi, Ascomycota, Pichiomycetes, Serinales, Metschnikowiaceae.
AUGCUAUUCAAGUCGUUCUUUUUUGUUUUCUUCUGGAUUGCAACAGCAGUUGGGUCCCCAAUCGAUCCUCCCUUGGCUCCAACGCAAGAUCCUUUUUACGAAGUCCCUUCUAACGUUUCAGGGUACAAAAACGGUGACAUCAUCAAAUGGAGAGAUACGCCUGCCCAGUUACGCUCCAUCUACUUUCCUUUAAACGUGGAAAAAGCAUGGCAGCUACUCGUAAGAACCGAAGACUCGUUUGGCGAACCUACAGCGUUUGUUACUACAGUUAUCAAACCAUAUAAUGCCAUUCCUUCCAAGGUUCUUUCGUACCAGGCGUUUGAAGAUUCAGCUUCUUUAGACUGCAGCCCUUCGUAUUCUGUGUUAUAUGGCGCUUCCAUGAGCACCAUUGGGAUCCAGUUUGAAGUGGCCAUGAUGGAAAUCGGUCUUUCGAAGAACUGGUACUUGGUUCUUCCAGAUUAUGAAGGCCCCAAGCUGGCAUUCACUGUAGGGCCUCAAUCAGGUAAAGCAACGCUUGACGGGAUCCGAGCUGCUUUGCAAACCACUGAUUUAACUGGAAUAGAUAGUGAUGCUAAGGUUGGUCUUUAUGGGUAUUCUGGUGGAUCUAUUGCUGCUGGCUGGGCAGCUCAGCUUCAGCCAAACUAUGCUCCAGAAUUGGAGAAGCUGAUUAUAGGUGCUGCUUUUGGAGGGUUCGUAACGAACAUUACCCUGACAGCACUUUCCAUAGAUGGCACUUCUUUUUCAGGUAUAGCUGUGGCAGCCAUGAACGGGAUCCUCCAGGAAUACUCGUACCUCAAGGACUUGUUCCUAAGACAGAUGGAUCUGGCACGGGUUGAAGAGUUCUAUAAAGCUAAAACUUUAUGUCUUAAACAGCUUUCUGGAGUAUAUAACUAUGUGGAGCUUUUCACAGGACAGAAUCCAUGGAUGAUCAAAGGUGCAAGUUUCUUUGGGAUUCCACAGAUUGCUGAAGUUGUCAAGAAUAGUACUCUUGCUUUGACUUCUAGUCAUGGCGUUCCCCAGUUUCCACUUUUUAUAUUCCAGGGAGAAAGAGACGAGGUUGUGCCUUUGGAGCAGCCCCAGAGAGCAUACGAGAACUGGUGCUCUUGGGGAGCCAAGUCCAUUGAAUUUGCCAUUUCCAAGACGUCUGGGCAUGUUCUUGAAGGCGUGACAGGUCUUGGAGCUGGUUUUGCAUGGCUUGAGAGAGUGUUCGAUGGACAUGUACCCAUUGAAGGAUGCCAACGUACACUCAGAGAAAAUAACCUUCUCUACCCUGGAGCUGAUGCUAAUUACCGCCAGCUUUUGGAUACGUUGGUGAAGGGUAUCUUUGGAGCCAAAAUUGGACAGGAUACUGAUGAUUUGAGUGAGUCUACGCUUUUGAGUAAGGUGCUUGCUCAUGUACUUACAGCUUGGUUUUCGCUUUUGACGCCAGUUGACCAAAGUAGUAUUUCAAGUCCCAGAGUCCGUAUUGCCACGAACCAUACUGAGAACAAGAUGUUCAAAGGUCUUGGUGAUGUGGUGGACUUGUGGAAGUCAGAGGGAAUCAACCCAUGGAGCGUUCUCCAGGGCAACGAGACGUUCCUGUUGUGA